AUGGUAGUGGUGGUGGUGGUGGUGGUGUUUAUCUUGAUUAAAGUGCAAGGGCAGCAGAGUUAUGUGGACAACAAACAGCUCGACUGCUACAACCACUACAACACCACCGACGGCUAUGUCUGCAACGGCGUCGCAUCGUCAUGCCUCUCCUACCUCACCUUCCGUUCCAUCCCUCCUUAUUACGACUCCCCGACCUCCAUCGCCUACCUGCUGGGCUCCGAACCCGCCCGCAUCGCUGCAGCCAACAACAUCUCCGAUGUUCAGCCCAUUCCCACGGACACCCUCAUACUCGUGCCCGUCAACUGCUCUUGCUCCUCCUCUUACUACCAGCACAACGCCUCCUAUGUGCUCAAAAGCUCCGAUGAUACCUACUUCGGAGUGGCCAACAACACCUACCAGGGCCUCACCACCUGCCAGGCCCUCAUGGCUCACAACCCCUUCCGCGACACUAACCUCACGGUGGGCCUCACUCUUCAAGUCCCCCUGAGGUGCGCUUGCCCCACCGCCAACCAGACCGCCGCUGGGGUCAAGUUCCUCCUCUCUUACCUGGUCACCUGGGGAGACGACCUUACUACCAUCGCCCAACGCUUCGGUUUAGACGUACCCACCUUGCUCCAAGCCAAUCGCCUCUCUUCCAACGACCUCAUCUAUCCCUUCACCCAACUUCUGAUCCCUCUCACUUCCCAACCUACCCCUGCUCAACUGCAACCACGCUCUUCUCCUCCUCCUCCUCCAUCCGCCGCUCCACCUCCAAACUCCAACAACAACAACAGCAAAAUCAACAAACCUAUCUUAGUGGGUGUCGGCGUUGCAGCCGCUUGCCUCCUCCUCCUCGUUAUUACGGUCUUUCUCCUGUUACGCCGCCGUCGUCGUCGUCAACAUUACCAAUCGGCGGCGGCUACGGAAUCCCCCAACUCCAAACUACAAGUCUCUUCUGGACCUGGACCUGGACCUGGACCUGGUAAGAUCGCAGACUACUUGUCAACCUCGCCACUACCUUCAUCCGACACCAUUUCUUCUAGAGGGCUUGGCUAUGCUGUUGAGUCCUUGACCCUUUACGAAUUGGAGCAGCUGCAGAGGGCCACCCAAUUCUUCAGCGAAGCCAACAGAAUUCAAGGAUCCGUGUUCAGAGGAUCGUUUGAGGGGGACGAUGCCGCCAUCAAGGUGGUGAUAGGGGAUGUCUCACAGUCUGGAGACGAGAUCAACCUCCUCAAGCGGAUCAACCACUCCAACAUCAUCAGGCUCUCUGGCUUCUGCGUCCACCAGGGACACACCUACCUUGUCUACGAGUAUGCUCCCUCUGGCUCUCUUUCCCACUGCCUUCAUUCUCCUACUACACUGUCAUGGAAGCAGAGGGUUCAGAUUGCCCACGACGUCGCUGAUGCUCUCAACUAUCUCCACAACUUCACCCACCCUCCCUGUAUCCACAACAAUUUGAAGACCAGCAACAUCCUCUUGGAUGCCAGUUUGAGGGCCAAGCUUUCCAAUUUUGGCUUGGCAAGACCCCUUCUCGUCUCCCACAGUCACAAUCACAAUCAAGACCAACUCCAACUCACCAGACAUGUGGUGGGCACUCAUGGCUAUAUGCCGCCAGAGUACAUCCAAAACGGGGUCAUUACUCCUAAACUAGAUGUCUUUGCAUUUGGGGUCGUCUUGUUGGAGCUCUUAUCUGGAAGAGAAGCUGCUGCUCCCGCUCCCGCCUCUAAUAAUGGUGGUUCAGGAGAUGAUCAAGAGUUGUUACUAUCUGCGUCCAUAAGUGGGGUGUUGGAAGGAGACCAUGUUAGAGACAAACUUGAAGGCUUUAUGGAUCCUUCUCUUAAGCGCGAGUACCCCUUGGAUCUCGCUUUUUCCAUGGCCCAGUUGGCUAAAAGCUGCGUUGCAACUCAGAUCAACUCUCGCCCCACCAUGGCUGAAGCCUUCAUGACACUCUCCAAGAUUCUUUCCUCCACACUGGACUGGGAUCCAUCUGAUGCUGAUGAGCUCCAACACUCAACCACCUCACUCAGUCUUGGAAGAUAG
Prunus armeniaca (apricot) is the source of this 2019-nucleotide messenger RNA. The record is from the annotation of a GenBank genome assembly. Lineage: Eukaryota; Viridiplantae; Streptophyta; Magnoliopsida; Rosales; Rosaceae.